Molecule: messenger RNA, 909 nt
Organism: Umbelopsis ramanniana AG
Lineage: Eukaryota; Fungi; Mucoromycota; Umbelopsidomycetes; Umbelopsidales; Umbelopsidaceae
Exons: 3
Coding region: 80-697 (205 amino acids)
Source: RefSeq, a predicted model, not a curated record
UUUUUGGCCAGAAAAGCCGGCGAUUUUGGGCAUCUUCUGCGCCAUCUUUCUUUCUCUCACCCCGCGCAAUUUUUUAUUCAUGACAUCCAAACCUUCCGACUCUCUCAAGCAAGAGCUUACUGUUGCUCUGGAAGCUGCAGCACAGAGCUUGCUCGCUACCGCCGAACUGAUCAAGAAGGUUGGCUCACUGGAAGUCACUGCCGCUUCGGAAUUGGAAGACGGAAAGAAGAAGAGCAAGCCUAAGGAUCCCAAUGCCCCCAAGCGACCUCCCGGUAGCUACUUCCUUUUCUCCAAUGACCGUCGUUCUAAGUUGACCAGCGAGAAACCCAACUUGAAUCACAAGGAGAUAACGGCUCUUUUGUCCGAUGAAUGGAGUAAACUUGGUGAAAAGCAGAAAAAGGCAUGGACACAAAAGGCAGCUACUGCAAUGGAGAGUCAUAAGAAGGAACUGGCAGCCUACAAGGCAAAACAUGCUGAUGCAUCCGAUGAAUCGUCCCCAGUGGUUGAAGAGAAGAAAGAAGAACCCACCAAGGGAAAGAAGCGAACAAAGGCUGAGCCAAAGGUAGAAGUCGAAGAAAAGACUGAGGAAGAGCCAAAGAAGAAGCGAGGACGACAAUCAGCAAAGGAAUCCAAGCCAGCUGCCAAAGAAACUGCUGCCACCACCAAGAAAGCAUCCAAGGCCAAGAAAUCUUCUUAAAUACCGCCCGCCCGCCCUUUUGUAUAUUUAUUUGCGACCUUGACGGCCCUCCUAGCCAGGAGAGACAAAUGAAAGAACGAUCCAAAAAAUCCAACCCACCCACCCUGCCAUCCCACAGAAUCACCUCCCCAUCUUCUCUCCUGCCAUCAGAGUAACAAGAAAACGAAAAAUAAUGACUAUCUAUAUUUGUGACCAUCUUAUCGCUAUUAAAG